This is a messenger RNA of Orbicella faveolata, 2295 nucleotides long. RefSeq lists its product as uncharacterized. Gene Ontology annotation, molecular function: guanyl-nucleotide exchange factor activity. Gene Ontology annotation, cellular component: dendrite; neuronal cell body; guanyl-nucleotide exchange factor complex. Gene Ontology annotation, biological process: regulation of dendrite morphogenesis; small GTPase-mediated signal transduction. Lineage: Eukaryota; Metazoa; Cnidaria; Anthozoa; Scleractinia; Merulinidae. The record is from RefSeq and is a predicted model, not a curated record.
CGUUGUUCCUAAUGAGAUUUUAUCUGAUCUUAUGGCCGGCCUCCAUGCAAGGAGAAAAAGAGAGAAGAACUGUAACGUUUCCCCGAAACCGGAUACUACAUGGUCUGCAUGUAUGUUAUUUACCAGCUAAGAGGUCCAUAUAGUGAAAGACUGUGACCGACGUCUUGAAAAUGCUACCCGAGGCCGCAGUUUUUCACUAUACGAGGUCAAGUUUUUCACUAUGCAGACUGACCUUAGGCCGGAAAAUAGCAUAUCUAUUUUCUCCUCUCUCUCUCUCGAAUCACUUUUAUAAUUGUUGACCUUUUCCACACACAACAGCAUCGUAGGAAAAUCCGGGCCGCACUAAGAACCAAUCAGAUUGCAGGAUUCGUUACCGUGCCCUCUUAGAAAAAAUAAAUGUGGAUAUUACAUCACAAACAUAAGCACAAGACAUACUACCAUGCAGAAGGCCGGAAAGACAAGUGUCGGACUGGGAAAUUCAAUUGUGUUAAUCAUUUUCUUUUUACUUUAUCGCAGUUGAUUCUCGUGGAUAGAAGCGAAAGAGGUCAUUACUUGAUGGAACUUAUUACAGAGAAACAGAAAAGGGAUUCAAACAAUAACAUAUGGUCAGAUGAACCCAGUGAUUUCGUGGCUGUACUGCAGCUAGAGGACCCCCAAGGUCUUAACCCGGUAGACGGCAAAAAGGACUCACUAAUAAGAAAGCCAAUGGGUAGCCGCAAGUCCAAAUCACCAGUGCAGUGCUUCCGAAGAGCCACGCCCGAGAAAGGCAUGACAUACAAACCAACCCUGUACCUAAAGGCUCUUUCAGUUCUGGACCACUCGUCACGAAUCCUGGCCGAGCAACUUACACUUAUACAGCAGGACUUGUUCUUUCACAUUCACCCUGUACAUUUCCUAAACUCUCGUGCGCAUGGCAUUGGUGUUGGUCGGAGCCAGUCCCCCAGCAGAGAACGCGACAGCAUCUUUGGCUUCAGUACCGGGAGUCGGCGCGUCUCGGAGCUACCCGCCAGUUCCGGGGAGGUACCCCUCCCUUGGGAGCAAAAUAUGUACGUCAGCGAGCCCAGCACCGAUGGCCAUCUGGAAAACCUCUUGGAACAUGCGCAAGACGUGUCCUUGUGGGUGGCUGUUGAGAUCUGCAGUGCGUCUUCAAUAAAGGCUCAACUUGCCCUCAUCACCAAGUUUGUGAAUGCUGCGCGUUACUGCUGUGAGAUUCGUAACUACAGCACGUGUUUCCAAAUCGUUGACGCCCUGGAAAUGUUUGUCAUCAGACAGUUACCGGUUUGGAAACAGGUUCCCACAAAAACAGCGGAAGCAUUGGAAGAACUUAAGGCCGUCAAGGUUUUGCUGAAGACAGACAGCUCGUGGUUGAUGAAGAGUGAAGCGUCACGUGACAAACCCACAAUUCCUUGUUUCCUUUUGUUUGUUAUUCACGUUCAACAGCAGGAGCUUGGAGGGUUCACAUUACCUAACGACAUGUUCAAGUGGACAAAGAUGAGAUCAGCGGCUCGUUUAGUGGACCAGAUACGCUUGUUUAAACAGAUGCGUUAUGCCUUCCAAACAGACGACGAAUUGAAGGACAGACUGAAACAGCGUAUACACGAGUGCAAAAAGGAAAACCUCCACGCCCUAGCUUCUGAGAAUGCAAGCAACUUUCAUUUAUCAUCUUCACAUGGCUCUAGGAAAUUCCAUGAUGCCUUUAAGAAGAUGAAAGCGACAUUCGGCAGCCAUAAUUAGUCCUGUUUACGACUUGGUCAUCUGUAAUUUUCAAAAAGUGCUAUGAUAACUUCCAAUCACUACAUCUAUUUUUGCGGAGAAAAUGUUCAGGUUAUACUAUGUGUUGUAAAGUGAUAAGCGAUAGAUUUUAUUUGCGGAGAUCGUAAUGGAAGUUAAGAUACCUCCGCCUGUUUACGCGGAAAAUAGGUGAAUUUUUCGCAAUUUAUUAUUAUUAUGAUUGAAGAGUUUGUUAAAUCGCAGGGUUUGUUUGGAGAGGAGAAAGUGUAAUAUGUACACUAGUUAGGAUUUUGAAUAAGCAAUUUAUAUUUUACUAAAUAGUGCGGAAAUUCCAUUUUCGUCUUUGAUAAUGUAUAUUUGUAUAAAAUAAGGUUUUUGUAUGAUAUUUUAUUUGAGAUUUGUCUGAUGGAUACGUCGUAAACAGUCCCAGCUAUAUUUUAUUAUUUCAGAUUAAUCUAUUUAUUUAUUACUUAUGGCGGCUGUCGGUUUUCCGGUAGUUAAUUAAAUAAAUUUCAAUUAGGAGAAAAAUGAUGAAAAAUUUAAUUAAACGAGUUUUCACUUUGA